Molecule: messenger RNA, 2124 nt
Organism: Wyeomyia smithii (pitcher-plant mosquito)
Lineage: Eukaryota; Metazoa; Arthropoda; Insecta; Diptera; Culicidae
Product: sodium/potassium/calcium exchanger 3-like
Exons: 8
Coding region: 285-1925 (546 amino acids)
Biological process (GO): calcium ion transmembrane transport; intracellular calcium ion homeostasis
Cellular component (GO): membrane
Molecular function (GO): calcium channel activity; calcium, potassium:sodium antiporter activity
Source: RefSeq, a predicted model, not a curated record
UGUGGUGUGUUGGAUUUCUAUGCAGCGUGAUUUACAAGUGACACUGAUGAGAUUCUUGUUUCCCUUGAAAAGAUAAAGUGCAUCCCUCCACAUGGCACCCGGAUGAUUGUAUCUGUAAAAGUGCGAUGGCUAUAAAAACGGUGGAAACAGGGUCGAUUAACUUUCUUUUGAUUUUUGCGUCUGAUUUGUUAACGCGUAGUUGGCUGUAGCACAGUCUGGGUCAUCAGGUAGGAAUUUUCCACAGUGUAUUCUGUGAAGUGCAAUCAGCUACCGUUUAAUUGGAGAUGGUAAAACCAAGAACGUUUUGUGGAAUUAAGAAUCGAAGAGUGCAAAUUGCGUUGGUGCUAAGAGUGUUAUUUGUGUUGAGCUUAGUGGCUAUUCCGUUGAUCAAUUCGGUUUUUACUGUUUCGGAUGGAAACAACGUAGUCCAAAGGUCUCGCCCUCGUCGUCACUUACUGCAGAUCCUCCAGGAUCAAGUGGAAGUGUUCGAACCUGUCGAUAAUGAGAUUUUAUUGGAACCAACACCGGAAACAAUAACGAAGUUUGCGGAUACGACUGAAUCUCACUGGUUUCCAGGCCGCAAUUGUACACCCGCGGCAAUUUUCGAGUUUCCUUCAGAUGGAUUCACUCGCGAAGACCGUCGACAUGGUUGGAUUCUGGUGCAUCUCUUAAUUGCAUGCUACUGCUUCUGGUUGUUGGCCAUUGUGUGCGAUGAUUACUUUGUGCCAGCGAUUGAGUUGAUGGGUAAAAAAUUGCAAGUGAAGGAAGAUGUAGCCGGAGCAACUUUCAUGGCUGCUGCCUCUUCUAGCCCUGAAUUAUUCAUAAAUUGUGUUGGCACUUUUGUUACAAAAGGUGACAUUGGAGUGGGAGCUGUAGUAGGCUCAGCUGUCUUCAACAUUUUGGCCGUGCCAGCGGUUUGUGGAUUGUUUGGUGGACAGGUGGUGCAGCUAAAAUGGUGGCCUGUUACCCGCGAUUCGAUGAUGUACGGCAUAGCCGUUAUCGGUUUGAUCACUGUUUUGUCGGAUGGAAAGGUUAUGUGGUAUGAGGCGUUAAUACUGGUCCUGGCGUACACUUUCUACAUUACCGCAAUGUACUGUAAUGACUCCAUAAGUCGAUUCAUGACGCGAACCUUACGUCGGAAGUCGUACGUUCGACCAUACACAGAAGUAACCGAGAUUUCCCCUCUACUGUCGAAUGGACAAGCUGCUGGAGCAAACGGAGUUGCGAAAAAUGGUCAUGCUGCACAAUCCUGCGACAGCGAGGGCAGCGAUGAUAGCUUUGAAGAGUUCGAAUUGGCAUCAACUCCGUGGGAUCGACGGGACGAAAAUACGCUGGCCUACCUUUGCCGUUGGCCAAUAACGUUUUUCUUAUGGGCCACCAUUCCGGAUUGCCGCCGUUAUCCGAAGCUUAGAAUCUUAACGUUCUUCGCGUGCAUUUUCUGGAUAGGUAUUACGUCCUACUUUGUGGCAUUCUUAAUCACCGUUGUAGGUGACACCAUCGAUAUUCCCGACUCUGUUAUGGGUCUCACGUUCCUAGCGGCCGGCACCAGUGUACCGGAAGCAGUGUCCAGUAUUAUAGUCACUAACCAAGGUCAUGGUGAAAUGGGCAUCAGUAAUUCGAUCGGGUCCAACACUUUCGAUAUCCUGCUUUGUUUGGGGCUUCCGUGGUUGAUUAAAUCUCUCGCCUUUCCCGCGGUACCUGGGAAUCAAUGGGUUGCGCUAAACUCGACCGGUUUGACAUACUCAGCGAUAUCGCUGUUAUCAACACUGUGUGGGCUUUAUAUCGCGUUUUGGUUCAACCGAUUUAAACUAGACUGGAAAGUUGGGCUCACGUGUUUGUCAAUGUAUGUCGCCUUUUUGACGGUAUCCAGUUUGAUAGAGCUGAACGUGUUCUUCCAAGUGAAUCUUCCAACCUGCAUUCAUUGACGGCUGGUUUCGUAGUAACAUUAAGCGUCGUAAUGAUUGAGCUAACGUAAAGUUCUACUAUCGGUGUUAAGACAACUAGAGAUUAAUGUGUGCAUAUGCUACAGAAGUAUGUAGUUGACAAAUGAAAAUCAGAUGAACAUCAAUAAAGACAAAAAGCAUUUGAACUGUGGCAGUUAGUGAAUGCUUUAUGAUACCAUGA